CAAAGAUGCAAACUCAACACACAAAAUGGGACACCCAUGCCUAUUGUUUUUGCUAAUUGUUUCUUGUUUGGGCCAUGAAGGUCUUGUAAAGGGUGCUUUAGGGUUUGCGUGUAAUUGGGGAACCCGCUCCAGCCAUCCACUCCCACCAGAUAUUGUUGUUAAGUUGAUUAAGGAUAAUGGGUUCAAUAAAGUGAAGCUAUUUGAAGCUGAUCCUGGAGCUCUUCAGGCUUUGGGAAAUUCUGGUCUUCAAGUUAUGCUUGGAAUCCCUAAUGAAUUUUUGGCACCGCUUUCAAGUACUGUCCGAGUUGCCGAGGAAUGGGUCGCCAAAAACGUGUCUUACUUCGUUUCAAAUUUUGGUACAGAUAUCAGGUAUGUGGCUGUGGGUAAUGAACCUUUCCUAAACGCCUACAACGGUUCAUUUCUUCAAACCACCUUCCCAGCUAUGCAAAACGUACAAGCCGCCCUAAUAAAAGCCGGUUUGGGUCGACAAGUGAAAGUCACAGUCCCAUUAAACGCCGACGUUUAUGAGACCGAGAAUGGGCUCCCUUCCGGCGGCAACUUCCGGCCGGACAUCCGUGAUCUUAUGGUUAAUAUCAUCAAGUUCCUCAGCAACAACGCCGCUCCUCUCACCAUCAACAUCUACCCCUUCCUUAGCCUCAACGCUGAUCCACAUUUCCCCAAGGAGUACGCCUUCUUCAACGGCAAUGCCGCGCCCGUUAUCGAUGGCUCCAUCUCUUACACCAACGUUCUCGAUGCAAAUUUUGACACUCUCGUCUCCGCUCUCGAGAAGAAUGGCUUUUCCAACAUGCCUAUCAUUAUUGGAGAGGUCGGGUGGCCAACUGAUGGAGAUCCCAGUGCCAAUAAAGCUAAUGCUCAAAGAUUCAAUCAAGGCCUAGUCGAACGCAUCAAUCGUCGGCAAGGCACACCAAAGAGGCCCGUGCCCGUUGACACCUACAUCUUUGCGAUCAUCGACGAGGACGCAAAGAGCAUUCAACCGGGGAGUUUCGAGCGACAUUGGGGAGUUUUCAAUAACGAUGGAACAAUCAAGUACUCUUUGAACAUGGGGAAGGGGAGGUCCUUGGUUCCAGCCAAAGGAGUUCGAUACUUGCCAAAGCAGUGGUGCGUGAUGUCACCGCAAGCUAGUCUGUCGGAUCCCAAUCUUCCGAAUAGCGUUGCAUAUGCGUGCGACCAUGCUGAUUGCACAAGCCUUACCUACGGCUCCUCCUGCAGCCAACUUGAUGCGAAAAGCAACGUUUCAUAUGCAUUCAAUGCCUAUUUUCAAACAAUGAACCAGAGUUCUUCCGCAUGCAAAUUUUCGAACCUAGCAACGGUUACCACCGUCGAUCCCUCUCCGCCUAAUCAGGGCAACACCCGGGAUGGCUGCCGAUUUGCGAUUAUGAUCGAUACUUCGAAAAGGCGUCGACUUGCAAGACCGCCCAGAACUUCCUCGGAUUCACCCAGAAUAGCCCACAUUAGCUGCUGCCAUGGGAUCACUCUACUUCUCGCGCUCUUCGUUUUGAUUCUCAAAUAUUGAUAUUUUAUUUAUCAAAAUUUGUUCUCAAGCCAUUGGUUUGAUUUUUUAUGCCUACAAAAUAUACAAUU
Molecule: messenger RNA, 1602 nt
Organism: Cucurbita moschata (crookneck pumpkin)
Lineage: Eukaryota; Viridiplantae; Streptophyta; Magnoliopsida; Cucurbitales; Cucurbitaceae
Product: glucan endo-1,3-beta-glucosidase 5-like
Exons: 3
Coding region: 26-1534 (502 amino acids)
Biological process (GO): carbohydrate metabolic process
Cellular component (GO): plasma membrane
Molecular function (GO): hydrolase activity, hydrolyzing O-glycosyl compounds
Source: RefSeq, a predicted model, not a curated record